Molecule: messenger RNA, 3666 nt
Organism: Ilyonectria robusta
Lineage: Eukaryota; Fungi; Ascomycota; Sordariomycetes; Hypocreales; Nectriaceae
Exons: 3
Coding region: 1-3666 (1221 amino acids)
Molecular function (GO): lipid binding
Source: RefSeq, a predicted model, not a curated record
AUGUCGGGAAAAGACGAUGCAGACGACGUUCGCCGUUAUACCGCUCCGUACAGCGCGCGACAUCCCAUCCCCACAAUCUCCAAGUACAAAGAAGAGCGGGCAGCAAGGCAAGAAGAAGCAGUAAACAGGAAUAAUGACGAUGAUGCAACUGGAGAUGGCAGCAAUCAGCAAGCGGCGCCGAGUCAAGGCGAUACACUGGAUCCAGCCCAGCCCGACACACUUCCAAAGGACGACAGUGGCGAGAGCCCUGAAGAUGACGAUUCAAACGCCAUGGAAGAUACCUCCCAGAUAGAUCCCAGGGCUUCAGAUCCUAAGAAGAGAAGGAAAGAAAUGAAGAAAACCAGCAAGGAGAGGGCCGAGCGAGAAGUCACCGACCCUGUCACCCAUCUGCCAGUGACCAUCCACGACUUCACUGACGAGGCUUUGAAAGAGGUGGACUUUGAGGAUCCCCCGUUCGGGCCUGCAAAACGGACCACAACUGGGCUUAGCGCCGAGAAGAAGUCAGACGAACAGCUUGUCGAGGAGAAGGAAGAUCUCCAACAUCGUCACGACGCCAUGGCAGAUUUGUUCCCGCCACCAGACUUCGAUGCCCUGCGCCUUGAACUGGCCGCCAUUAGCAAGAGAGGCGUCACUUUUGGAUUGGCCGGAGUUGCCAUUACUCUUGUUUGUGCUUUCGCUGUCGAACGGCUGCUGAGAACAGACCAGUUGCCUGAGGCGAAGAGUCGAUCGAUUUUAACGAGCAGCCUGGUCUGGGUAAUACUGAUUGCAGGGAGUGCUGGCACAAUCUGGUUUCUCAUCGUCUCAGUUAGGGAAUGGAUAGCGAACAAGGUCCAAAACAUUUUCCAAGACGAAGUCUGGGACGCUCAGCGGCGCCAAACCAUCAAGGCAUCGAAGAACUACGACUCCGAGACGACGAUUUGGCUCAACUCUUUGCUAGGCUCCGUCUGGCCCCUCAUCAACCCAGAUCUCUUCAUCAGCCUUGCGGACACCCUCGAGGAUGUCAUGCAGGCAUCGCUACCGAAGUUUGUCCGCAUGGUCAGUGUCGAAGAUAUUGGACAGGGCAGCGAGUCGUUGCGUAUCCUCGGCAUUCGGUGGCUACCUACCGGCGCGGCGACUAGGGCGGUGGGCGACGAUGGAAAACUCCAGUCUGCAGGUCAGAGCGACGGUGAGACCAAAAGCCGGAAGCAAGGGGAUAGUGGAAGUGAAGUUUCAGUCCCUGAUGGAAUGGAAGCUGAAGAGGGCGACUUUGUCAAUCUCGAAGUUGCCUUUGCAUACAGAACCCGAUCGAGUUCGAAGUCUCUGAAGGAGCGGACAAAAGACAUGCACCUCUACCUUGCCUUUUACCUACCGGGAAACAUCAAGAUCCCAGUCUGGGUAGACCUUCAAGGCAUUAUCGGGACCAUGAGGAUGCGACUGCAACUCACACCCGACCCGCCCUUCUUUGCCCUCUGCACAAUCACCUUCCUUGGCCAGCCCAAAGUUAACCUAAGCUGCGUUCCCCUGAGUCGACAUGCCAUCAAUAUUAUGGACGUUCCAUUCAUCAGCAACUUCGUCCAGUCUGCCGUUGACGCUGCCAUGGCAGAGUAUGUGGCACCCAAGAGCCUAACUCUUGACCUCAAGGACAUGCUCGCCGGCGACGAUUUCAAGAAGGACACCAUCGCCGCGGGUGUGCUCAUGGUCCAUAUCAAACGCGGCUAUGACUUCAAGAUUGGCGAUUCCGGCAUCCCUCUAAUCAAAGAUGGCAGCUCCGACCCAUACGUCUCCGUUGGCUGGGCAAAGUUUGGCAAGGUACUCUGGACUUCUCGCGUGCUCGACAACGAAAUGGAACCAUAUUGGGACGAGACAUGUUUCGUGCUCGUAACGCCCCAGGAGUUGAAUGUUGACGAGAGAUUGCGCAUUCAACUCUGGGACUCGGAUCGAAUGACGGCCGACGACGAUCUCGGACGCAUCGAAGUUAGCCUCAAGGACUUGAUGAGAGAUAAUGACUCCAAUGGACACAUGUCAAACCGGAAAGAUGGCUUCAGGGCUUUGAAAUCCGGAGACGGCAUGCCUGGAAAGUUGGAGUGGAGCGUCGGCUACUUCUCUAAGACGAGAAUUCAGCAGUGCCAGUUUGACCAACAGACGCACGACCCAGAGAUUCGUUCUAUGGACCAAUUGAAAGAGAAGGUUGAAAAGUCGUGCGAGCGGAAGCUCCGUGAGACCAUGUUCAAGGAAGGCAAAAAGGACCGCAAUCUCGGGGAGCUCGAGCAGCAGAAAGCCCAGGAGCUCAAGACCGAGCAAGACGCCAUGAUCAUCUCAGCACCGCCCCCCAACGGGUACCCGAGUGGCCUCUUCAGUCUUCAGAUCCACAACAUCACAGGCCUGGAGAUUGAGCGGCUCAACAAGCGCGACUCGGCCGGGGACGGAGCCGCGAGCGACGAGGAGGAAGCCGGCGAGGGUCUGCCCAGUGCGUACUGCACAAUAAUAAUCAACCACCGCAAGACGUUCAAGACGCGAACCAAGCCUCAGAACGCCAAGCCAUUCUACAAUGCCGGGUGCGAGCGCUUCGUCCGCGACUGGCGAGAGUGCGAGGUGUUUGUCUCUGUCCGGGACGCUCGACUACACGAAGAUGACCCCCUACUUGGAAUUGUCCACCUGCCCCUUGGCGAAGUCCUCAAGGAGCGCUCCCAGAUCAUGGGUUUCUAUCCUCUGACCGGCGGCAUUGCACAAGGGCGCAUCCGCCUGUCUAUGGUCUGGCGGAGCAUCCAACUUCAGGCACCACGGAACCUGCUUGGAUGGCAGUACGGCACCGUCGAGGUCCACCCUACAGCGACGGUGGCCGACUGCCCCAAGGAUCUCCGGUCCGCUAAGGUCAAGCUUCGGACGGCCAUCAGCGCUGGGAAGAUGUAUCAAACUAAGGGUGACACGAAAGGAGGCGGCUCAACUGCGACGUGGAGCACCAAACGUGGACGUAGUCUAGCCCUGGCCAUCCAAGACCGCUACAGUAGCUGUUUGUCUAUUGCAUUUCGGGAGCGAGGUGUCUUCGGUGAUGGUACAGCAGCGUUCAGCGUCCUGUGGAUCAAGGAUCUGGUGGACGAGGAAGAGACGGAACUGGAGCUUCCGGUGUGGAAGGGAGAUUUCCAGCGUGCCACGGCGUGCUGCUUGGAGGAGUGCGGGGAGAAGCUAGCUACCAUCAAGCUCGAGGUGACAUUCUGGUCCGGACUGGGAAGCGCCCACGCCCGCUGGGCCAGCCGCGACCAACACCUCCGCAACGUGGUGGAGGUGAUUGAAACGGCCCGCGACAACCUCGAGACGGUGCAGCUGCAAAAGGAGGUUGGCAUCACGGGCGACUCGGACUCUGCGAGCGAGGACGGACGCCGGACGCGGCCGCGAUCCAUCGUCAGCAACUCGGACUCCAGCUCCAGCUCCAGCUCCAGCUCAGACUCGGACUCAGACGCUCGCGAUAUCCCCGACGGCAGCUCGGCCAACAAGCAGGGCCCCAUCGACAAGAUCCGUGACUACAAGCGGCGCGACCGCCGGCUGCACCGACAGCAUCGGGGCCUCAUGCAGUGGAAGAUUCCGCGCACGGCCAGGUGGAUCAAGCACAAGUUUGACCGCGUUGGGAAUAACGUCUCUAGCGCCUUCGACCACUCCUCCAAGCAGCCCGGGAUCGAGACCGAGGUCUAG